Paramuricea clavata is the source of this 1844-nucleotide messenger RNA. Lineage: Eukaryota; Metazoa; Cnidaria; Anthozoa; Malacalcyonacea; Plexauridae. The record is from the annotation of a GenBank genome assembly.
AUGAAUGAUGACAGGAAAACCUUGCUAUACGCCACCACAAACGUAUCAAGAGCUCCUAAUUUUUCUCAAGCACGUUAUAUGAGAAAAGACUCCACGUCGCUGUCAAUACAACGAACUGUACGCAAUGCAUCUACAUUGUUGCAAAGGUCGUCUUUGCCUUUACUGUUGGUUCUUCUUGGGAACGAUGUGCAUUUGAAUCCUGGUCCAUUCCAUCCCAGAACUAGUGAAGCCUCUCCAUUUGGAUUAAAAUUUCUCUAUCUAAAUGCGAGAAGUUUAAAGACCUUUGCUCCACAUAACAACACUGACGUUUUCUCAUCUAAAGUUUGUAAGAUCACUUUAUUGCAGCAGCUUGUUCAUGGCGCUUUUUAUGAUGUUGUUUGUAUAUGUGAAACGUGGCUUAAUGAAUCAAUUUUAAGCAGUGAAUUAUUACAGGGACAUUCUAUUUUUUGUCGCGACAGAAUUGGGAAGGUUGGUGGAGGUGUUGUUAUAGCUGUAAAAAAUGGUAUACAAGCAACUUGUCGACUGGAUCUCGAGCCUGGAAGUAGUGAACUUGUUGCAACUGAAUUAAUUGCGUCAAAUAAAAAAAAAUGUCAAUUCACGUUUUACUGACCUCCUAACUCCACACCUGAUGUUCUACAAGAACUGAAUACCUCCCUGCAAAAUACAACUGAGUCUAGCUGUGUAGUUGUCAUGGGUGAUUUUAACCUUCCAUCUAUCGACUGGUCAACUGAUCAAACUUCUCCUGUAACUACUGGAGCAAAUGUGGACAAUGAUGCUUUUUGUGAUCUAGUUGGCGACAAUUUCCUCCAUCAAUUUAUAAUGGGCCCUACGCAUAUUGCUGGUAAUAAACUUGACCCGCUGUUAUGCAACUAUCCUGAAACUAUCGGAAAUGUCUCUACACUCAAACCUCAAUCGUGUAAUUUUCCAACAGAUCACUACGUUAUAGAAUUUCGGGUCAAACUAAAGUUUACGCGAGCCAAGCCAGUUAGGCGACGAGUAUAUGAUUACAAACGUGGAAACUUCGGGGAUCUGAGGAAUUUUCUAACAUGUGUACCUUUCGAUAUUACCACAUCAGACAACAUUGAUCAGUACUGGUUACAGUGGAAAGAUAUAUUUUUAAUUGCAGUUGAAAGUUACAUCCCAGUAAAAACUAUGAGUGAUACUCUCCACCUUGGAUUGGCGGGGAGGUUCGCCAUUUAAUCCGAAAGAAAUACACAGUGCUGAAGAAAUAUCGUUUGGUCAAGUCGAUGCUCGAAAGUUGAAACUAUGUACUUUAAAUUAAAAAAAUCAAGUAUGCUAUCAGAUGAAAACACAGCAAGUAUUUAGCCAAAAUUGAAGCCUCCUUUAAAGAUAACCCUAAAUUAUUCUGGAGUUAUCACAAAGCUAUCCUUCAUCACCGAGAGAACCAGAGUCCUAAGAUUACAUACAAUGGUAUUACAGCCAACACAGCAGCUGCAAAAGCAGAACUUUUUAACACUUAUUUUUCCUCGGUAUUUCUGCCGCCAAAAUCUAAUGUUAGUCCUGAUGUAGAUGAUAACUCAUCUCCUCUAAGCACCAUCAUGCAAUUUUCGGACAUUACACUCGGUGUUGAAGAAGUCGAGGCUUGUCUUCACGAUCUUGAUAUGUCAAAAGCAUGUGGUCCAGACGGCAUUCCAUCAUGCCUAUUGAAAGAAUGCAGUCGGGAAAUGGCACCCAGCGUCUGUGCACUGUUCAACCAAUCUUUAAAUAUUGGUCGAAUUCCUUCUGAGUGGAAAUCAGCUAACAUGACGCCCAUCCACAAAAAGGAUUUAAGGGAACUUGCAGAAAACUAUAGACCGAUUUCGUUGUUGCCAAUUCUCGGAAAG